CUCAGCCCCAGUAUCCAGCACACUUUUCAAGACAGCCUUUCUUCCCUCCACGUGACCGAUCAUGGAAUUACAAAAGUGUCAAUUGUCUCACGAUGAACAUCACCGGCAAUGACAUGGCUGGUUGUUGACCUAUAUGAGAUGGAGCUGUUGUGAUGAGCCGUGCCCUGCAGGAACAUUAUGGUUCUGGGCCAACAUGUCACCAUGAGUUUGAUGGACAUUUCUAAGAUCUUCUCCCUGCUGCAGCCCAGGGAGGAGGAUGAGGACAAUGAGCAGUGUCAGGUUUUAAACCGGGUGGUAAGCAGCGAUGACGUGGCCCUGCUGUCUGAGCUGCUGUCUCAGGAGAGUUACAGGAAGUGUAUAAAUGCCCGGAGUGGAUGGGGGAUCCCAGUAACACCGCUGCGGACUGCCGCCGCACUGGGACACCUGAGGUGCCUGGAGGUGUUGCUGGAACAUGGUGCAGAGAUCGACAGCCUGGAUGUGAAGGCCCAGACCCCUCUGUUUACAGCCGUCAGCGGGAAGCAUCUGGACUGUGUGGUGGCUCUGCUGAAGGCUGGAGCUGAUCCCAACGGCAGCCAGUACAACAACUGCUCCCCGGUGCUGACUGCGGCCCGGGAGGGCGACGUGGACGUGCUUCGGGAGCUGCUACGGUUCGGAGCCGAGGUGGACGUCAGGCCAAAAGUACCCGAUUGGGCCUCCAACGCUACAGCCUGCAGAGGGCCGCUCUAUAUCUCGGCCGUGUACGGACACCUGGAUUGCUUUAAGCUCCUGCUUCUUCACGGGGCCAACCCCAACUUCAACUGCACAGAGGAGAAGAUGCUGGCCAGGAUAAAGCAGCCCAAGACAGUGCUGGAGAUGUGUCUCCGCUACGGCUGUGGGAUCGAGUACACCCAACUUCUCAUAGACUUUGGGGCGGACGUGUAUCUACCUACACUUAUCAUUGACAAGACCACAAAGCAGAACGAAGCAGUGGUUCUACUGCUCAAGGAGAGAGUUUGCCCCAAAACACUGAUGUCACAGACACGGCUAGCAAUUCGAAGGUACCUCCUGCUCACUAAUAAAGAGCCUGCCAUCGAACGUUUGGACAUUCCUCAGAUCCUGCGCAACUACCUGAAGCAUGUAAACUCUGAACUCUGAUUUCCUUUUUGAUUGUCAGCUCAUGGUCAGGGCAUCACGGGGCUGAUUUUCCUUGUGUCUUCUUGUGCCCCUAUUAUCACUACAUUAGCAUUUUGUAAUUUAGCAUACACUUUUAACCAAAGCAACUGACAGGACAGUAAUCAAUUAGCGGAUACAAGUGCAUGCCAAGCUACAGCAUCUUAGAGCACUGAAUAGUAAUUGUAUCAGCCAAGAUCCCAGGUCUUGACAACUACAAUCAGUCAAAGUUUUUAUUUUUUAUUUGAUUUUUUAGCAUGUGAUAUCACCAAUAGCAAUGCAAAUUAGCUGAGCAAUGCCACAAAGCAGCAUCGCAGUCAUAUUUAGGGCCAUCUAUGGAAUAAGGUAGGCCCGGAAAAGGAAAGUUUCCUCCUUGAGUGAAGUAAGUUUGCAGCCCUGAUCCUAAACACAUGACAAGAAACAAAUAGUGAAAUAAAUAAAACAUCACAACAUGUAGCUUGUAAUUAUAGAUGAGGUGCAACACUGUGGCAUUUUUCUAAUGUAAAAUGUUGUCGGCGGUGCCUUUGAAAGCCACUGAACUUACCAAUUCUGUAAAUUCUUGUUUUGACUAUUUCUAAUGGAAAUAGUAAAUAAUGGAAAUUUUCUAUGUGAUGACUGAAGUCCGUGAAUACAUCUGAACAAAUCAACUGAGUUUGAAUUUACCUUUUUGAGCUGUAAAUCUGACCCGUUUGUAACACCGCAAAACGUAAUCUGAUUUUUAAAAAUA
This is a messenger RNA of Lampris incognitus (smalleye Pacific opah), 1876 nucleotides long. RefSeq names its product ankyrin repeat and SOCS box-containing 12a (gene asb12a). The record is from RefSeq and is a predicted model, not a curated record. Lineage: Eukaryota; Metazoa; Chordata; Actinopteri; Lampriformes; Lampridae. Gene Ontology annotation, molecular function: protein binding. The transcript has 4 exons. Bases 178 to 1134 code for a protein of 318 amino acids. Gene Ontology annotation, cellular component: cytoplasm.